CUAAUUAGCAGGAAUAAAGAGCCAAGUGUUUUUUCCUCCCCUCAGUGAUCAGAACUCAUUCUACCUCUGGAGCUCGCACAAACCCCUCCGUCCCCAUCUCUUCUGUUUACUACAACCUCUGUAUGUAGCUUUAAUUACACUGUUGUUUGGAAACAACUUGGACCCCGCUGCUCCCUCUCUCUCUCCCCCACCUUUCUUUUUCCCGAUUUUUCUCUUCUUGGCUCCGUUAAAACACAGCAAAGGAUCAUUCAUAAGGAAUGAGCGGAGACUCCAUGAGAUUGCUUUCUGGACUACUACAUAUUCAGCGCGCGGAGCUUUGUGCCGGAGUAGCUGCAGAAAUGUGGUCUGGUAAUGUGCGGCAGCUGUAGCCUUUGGUAUGGACACCAGUGAGGGAGGAGGAGGGGAUGGAGGGGGGGGAGAAGAGAGAGAUGCUGACCUCAGUCCCCAGGCUAUAUCUCUUCCUCUCCUGACCCUGGAAGUCAUUCCUGAGCAGGGGUCAUCCUCUCAUACCUCAGCUAGGACCCCUGCCAAAGAAUCCCUGACCCCGCCUCAACAGGGGAAGAAGGGCGCAGAGGGGUCCAAGGCUGGAGAGGGAGGUGAGCAGAAAGAAGAAUACCAACAUCCGCCGGAGACAGGAGUGCAUCAAAAGCAUGCGUUUAAAGAAGACUUUGGGGAUGGAUAUUCAUCAGGGCACAGGAAAGAAGAAGAGAAGGUGCAUGAAGGUGUGGUAGAGGCAUCACAUACACGGGACCUCCCAACGGCACUCAGCAGCAGAGGCAUGGAGGAGGGGAAGGAAAAGGAGGAGGCCAUUUCAAACCAAAGUCAAACCAAAUCCAAAUGUUCUUUAUUACCUCAACAGAGCCAGUACAGCUCUUCUUCCAGCACUGCAAAGGCCAGUGGCACACUCGACAGCAAAACAGCCGCCUCUCCAAAGUCCUCCCAUACUCCCUCCUCUUGUCCAAAGCCCUUCCCCUUUUCUUCAGUCUCUCCAAAGCACUUCAGUUGUCCAUCAUCCUCUUCUGCCCUGCUGAGCGAGACAGAGUUAAAAGACAUUAAGGGAGAUCAGGGCUGGAUUUCUGGGUUUCCACAAAGCUUUAGAUCCCAGCAGUCUUCUAUGGCUUUUCCACUAGCAGGUACAGAUCCUGUUGGUGCACCUGCAGAGGAUGAUGUGCUGGCAGGGGUUCCUCACUCUUCUAUUUCUACUGGAAAUGGUGCCAAAGCUCCAGAACCAAACGACAGUCAGUUAGACACAGGGGUGGAUGAUGAAAAAGACAAAGAAGAACAAAAAGAAGGUGUCCUAAAAAACCUCAACCAAGACAUUUCUAAUAACUCCCUGACCAGUCACAUGACAAUAAUGCACUCACGCAAUUCUUGCAAGACUCUCAAAUGCCCAAAGUGUAACUGGCACUACAAGUCUCAGCAUACACUACAAGUUCACAUGAAGGAGAAACAUCCAGAGACAGGAGGCCAGUGUGUGUGUGGCACCUCUGGGGGAAAAUGUGUCUGUGGUGGCGGAACACAAGGUCUGUGUGGGUACUGCACUUCGGGAAAACCCCAUCCUCGUUUGGCCCGAGGUGAAACAUAUGCCUGCGGCUACAAGCCCUACCGCUGUGAGGUCUGUGACUAUGCUACUUCAUCGAAGGGCAACCUUAGCAUUCACAUGCAAUCUGAUAAACAUCUAAAUAAUGUUCAAAAUGGGGGACAUGCAAAUAGUCAAAUGCAAAGCACUCUCAGUACCAACAACAGCAACUCAUCCAGUGGUCACCCAGUAGAUGAGCAACCUUACAGCAAGCUCACCCUCACUAUUCCAACAACCACAGCCCAGCCUGCUAAAAUCCCAUCACCUGCUCACUCCCACUCUCAUGGUAAGCGGUGGCGAUGUGAUGUAUGCGACUAUGAAACCAGCAUUGCUCGCAACCUCCGCAUACACACCACUAGUGAGAAACACACGCACAACAUGCUGCGGCUCCAGAGAGGGUACUACCUGUCACACUGCAGGGGUUUGGCCCCACAUCUCAAACACCUACAAAACACAGGUGCUGAGCUUACCUUGAACAUGCGACUGACUGGUCAGCAGGUUCCAGAACAACCAGUCACACUUGGGUCUACUCUCACUCCAUCACCCUCUCCCUCCCCAUCUCCUCCCCCAGCCCCGUCUAUGUCUCCUACUGCACCCCUCUCCCAGGGCGUGUUCCAAUGCCUUGUCUGCUUGUGCUUUUCUUCCGACAGCUUAGAGUCUGUAGAGAAACACCUGAAUGCUCCCCGCUCUUUGCCUCAGUCUGAGUGGUGCUCCCUUGUUGCAGGUGGUUGCCACUGCAGACUGUGUGGCUAUACCACCCCUUUGAGGGCCAAUUUCUCCUUACACUGCCAGACUGACAGACAUCGCACCCGGUACCAGCUUGCUGCUCAUCUACAGGAGGGCGGAGACAGAGGUCAGGAGGGAGCCUCCCUCAUUGCUAAGGGUAACCCCAUCCAGCUACGGUGCAACCUAUGUGACUUGGUAACAAGCAGUCUGGAGAAGCUACAGGGACAUUCUCUCACUUCACAACAUGGAGCGAGCUUUCGAGUGUACAAAUUCCUGCAGCAGUAUGAUGGCGAGGUUGAUGGAGGUUCAUGGCUAUUCCAUUGUCUUCUAUGCAACCACUCCUCCUCUUCUAAACUUCAAGUACUUAAACACAGUCAAACGUCAGCCCAUCAACAAAGAGAAGGGCUACUUCAGCUGCAGCCAAUGGGUGGGGAAGAGCUGGCAGCCAUUUUUACCAUCAGAAAAUGCCAACGUGGCAUCACAGGAGAGCUUAUUGAGGACAUGGAGAGUUUCAGCGAGAGCAGCACUGAUCCCUUGGACACAACCAAAGACACAAGUAAUUUAGGGGCAAAGAUUUCUGAGGAAGCAGCAAAAGCAAAAGAAGAACAAGAAAGAAGAGAUCCAAUGCCUCCAGCAAAGCGGUCGUCCCCUGUAUAUGAAGAAAUGGAAACCUCCAUCCCAACCAAACGCCCCAGAAUACACCAGCAAAACGAGAACCAGCAGACUGUCCAAUGCCCAUUGUGCCAGGUUAGACUCCCGUGCUCACACCUUCGACCUCAUCUAACACACGUGCACAGUGUGGCGCAAGACUGCGUAGACAAGCUCAUCAGUACGGUAACACUAUCCAUGGAACAGCUUGAGCCUCUGCUGGAGUCAGAACCACAGGAUUUGAUUACUAACAACGAUCAGAACACUAAAACUAAGAAGAGCAAUGAUGCAAAGUGCUCCCAUACUGCAGAGUCUAUUGUUUGUUCACAAAAAAAUAGAGGUAUCUUAGUAGAGAAUACCGAGGGAGAUGUUGCCGCACCCAAAGAUGUCACAGCACUGCUCACCCCACCCCUAGAAGACAACGCCAGUCACCCCUCAAAUGGCACUCUGGCUCCUCAGUCCCCAACUCAGACACCUCCUUCCUCUCCACCCAUCUCCCCUCCCAGCGACCCCUCUCCCCUAUCGGAUCGUCAUGGUUACCGGUUUCGUUGCAGCAGGUGCAGCUUGGCGUUUCCCACUCAGGAGAAGCUCCAGCUGCACUGGCAGUACCAUGCCAUGAGGGCGGCGACAGAGUGCCCCCUUUGUUCUAGACAAUGCCGCAGUCAGGAGGCCCUGCAGAGACACAUUCAAAACACGCACACGCAACAGGACAGCACACAGGGACAGAAUGCUCUCUUAGCACCACACACUGUGCCAUAUACGGAACAUAACAUGAAUUCAGUACAGCAAGAUUGCAGUUUAUCACCUCAAGUUGGGGAAGAAGCAGGAGAGGGUGAUGAUGACAAGAUAGAUGAAGAAACCCUUGGCAUUGAGGUGAGGGAAGAACAAAAAGAAGAUAAAGUUAAAGAGAAGGAGGUUGUCCAUGAAGCUAAUGAAGCUGAGGAGAAUUCAACUGAGCUUGAGAAAGGAUCACCAGAGGAGGUUGUUUCAGAACCUAGUUCUAGCCUUCUAGUGAAGAAGAGCUCAAACCCAACAAUGGAUCGUUAUCUAGAUCCAUCCAGGCCUUAUAAAUGCACCAUAUGCUCUGAAUCUUUUACUCAGAAAACAAUUCUUCUGGUGCAUUAUAAUUCUGUAUCUCAUCUCCAUCGUGCCAGAAGAGCCCUGCAAGACUCUGGUACAAAUUCUACAGCUCCCGAGGCCCCUCGUGGCCCAGAUCCUAGACCUUAUCGCUGCCGAUUAUGUGGAGUAGGUUAUAGCCAGAGUUCUACACUGGACAUACAUCUUCGCUCUGUUCUUCAUCAGACUCGAGCUCGUGCUGCUCAGAACUCAACAACACAGACUUCAGAGUCAAGCUUAGCUCUUCCAGGGUCAGUCUCUUCUUCCACUGCCCAGGUUGCCGCUACCAGAGAGGAAACAUCCAAAAGUUUGCCUAUUGCCAAAAACCCAGAUGGGAUAAGUGUUUCAACGUCAUCUUUAGUAGGCUCUAGCUUAUUCACUGAGACUCAACCCACCCUCUCUGACCCAGCAGAGUCUCAGCAAGCAAAAAAGAGAGUGGCAGAGCUUCUUGCAUCAAGAAAUCAAUUGAUGUUACUACAGCAGCAACAGCUAGCUCAGGCACAGGUCCAGGCUCAACUGCAACAGCAAACAGCACUCCUUCAGUCCCAGGCAAUCCAUCACCUUCCCUUAGGACCAGAAAAUCUCUUUAAACAGCACUUUUCACUGGCACCAGAUAACCUGCUUUCCCUUCAACAACAACUACUCCUACCAUUUUACUUGUCAGACGUGAAGCUUAACCCAGAGUUAAGUGUGAAGUACCAAGAUCUGGGUCUCGAAAUAUCUUCUAAAGUCAUUCCAGAAGAACAGACUAAGACAAAUUCUAAAAGGGAGUCCGAGUCAGAGCAGAAACCCAACCCCAAACAAAGUUCAAAUACUACUGUUAACCAGUCAACUGACCAUUCACUAAGUAAAGCAAACGUUGAUGUGAUCUGCAGUGGGUCCUCCAACAAGCAGAAUAAAACAGAAAUGGAACAAGAUAGUUUCAUUGUUAAGGAAGAAACAGAUGAGCUACAUGUGGAAAAGGAGAAUCAGAAGCAGGAAGUAGCUUGUUCCUCAUUUACUCAUCUUGGAUCAGAAUGUCCCCCUCCAAGAGUGCCCUAUGCUGCAGCGAAUGGGGAGCCUCUACGAGCUUUGCUCCAGAGUUAUGGCUAUGAGCUGGCCCUUCAGUAUCUACAAAGCAGACACAGACACCAGCUGCAGAUUAUACAACAUGCUGACAUAAGCAAGAUGGGAGAGUAUUCAGACCAGGAAAAAAGUGAAUUUAGUCUUGCACAGACUGAAAAAAUGGAAGGAUGGAAUAACAAUUGUCAAGGGACAGAAAGCAACAAAGACAUAGAUUUGAAAAUACAAAAUAAAGAUUAUUUAUUUCCAAACACAAAGCAAAAAUGUUGUGAAACUGGAGAAAAGUGCAUAAACUGUGGCAAACUGUUUUCUAAUGCCUUGAUUUUAAAAAGCCACCAGGAGUAUCUUCACAGAAUGUUUUUUCCCACAGAUGCUCUGGAGAAAUUUUCCAAAGAAUAUAGACUACAGUAUGACCAGAUGUAUCCCCUUACCGAGCAUAAAUUGGCAGAGAACUCAGCUGUUUCCACCCAAGCUGCAUCUUCUAGUAUAGGUAAAGAACCAGAAAUCCCAACAGACUCUAAGACUCAUGUGAAAAAACUGGAAUCUUCACCAAUUCCACCAUUUUCAGAUCCAAUAAAUAAAGUAAGUGCCACAACAAAAGAUCAGAAAACAACUGUCUCUGCUGUUACAACUCAGUCUUCCCCUUCUCAGUCACAAGAGCCUAAACAGCAAGAGGUUCCAAUCCCGGAUAUAUCUGGUACAGCUACAUCUCAUUCUACAACUCCAAUAACUCUACCAUUGCCUAAAAUACCCAUGCUUCCUCUUUCCUUGUCUCAGCUUUCCAUACCCCCAUUGUCCAUACCGAAGCUUCCUCUUCCACCAAUUCCUUUUCCCAUGGAGCUACCACUCCUUCCACCUGUUGUGAUGCAGUCUAUGGCUCUCCAAACUCAACCGUGGUUAGACUCAACCAUUAACCCAGAGCUGGCUAAACUUUACCAAUCUCAGCUUAACUCAGCACUCAUUGGGCAACAGCCACAGCUUAGCCCAGCUUUGCUUACCCAGCCACCUCAACCCAGCUCAGCUUUGUUAAGCCAUUCUCCACAGCUUAACACAAGUUUGCUUGGUCAACCACAGCAUAGUCAAACAGGACAGCAAAGCCAAGUUAGCCCAUGCACACCAGAGCACCACCAGGCUAAAAGAACCAGGACAAGAAUAUCUGAAGAUCAAUUGUCUGUUUUAAAGAAACACUUUGAUAUUAAUAGUCUUCCCAGUGAUGAAGAGAUCAACCAGAUGUCUACUCUAUCAGGUUUGCCUCACAAAGUAAUUAAACACUGGUUUCGCAACACACUAUUUAAAGAGCGCCAGCGAGACAAGGAUUCUCCUUACAAUUUUAACAAUCCCCCAACCACAGCACUGGAUGAUUCCAGAGAAGAUAUAACCAAAAAGCAGUGUUUGACCCUUUCUCCAUGUUCACUUUCUCCAGCCCUUUCUACAAACCCUUCCCCACAACACCAGAUGAUAGAAGAGCCGCAGAGAGGCAGACGCUCUUCCAGAACUCGUUUUACAGAACAACAGCUGGAGACUCUACAGGGGGUGUUUGAGGCCACCCCUUACCCCAGAGAGGAAGAAUAUGACAGGUUGUCUGCUCUCUUGUCCCUUCCUAACAGAGUUAUUGUUGUAUGGUUCCAAAAUGCAAGACAGAGAGCUCGCAAGAAUCAAGACCGUGGAUCAGAUGAUGGAGCAGAGGGAAAGAGCAAUCUUGACAACAUCAACAGACAAAGAGAUGGUUGUUACAUGACUAAUGCUGAUCAUCAGGAUAACAGCUAUGAAGAUGGAGAACAAGUAAACCCUCAUAAUGAAAAUUCAAUGGAUUUGACAUAUGAGUAUUACUCCCACCCUGAUUCACCUUCCCUUGAUUCUUCCAUUCACUGCUCAGACAAUGAGCCUCACACAACCAAAAGUGAGCAAACAUCUGCUACAAAAAACCAUGAAGAUAAAAUAACCUCUACUCAGGCUAACAUGAGCCCAGCUUCGGUGAACAGUCAAAGUACACCUUUAGAUGCAGAUGCACAACACAAAGAAGUCCUUCAGACUUUAAAAACAGUAUCUGAUUCACCACCCGGAAAUCUGGCAGAAAUACCCCAGAAUUGUGUUGCAUCCACUUUACAAAAUAGUACAACACAAAUCUUGACUAAUGCUAAAUCAGACCAGGAGACUCCAUGCAGUCCUUCAAGAACCCAACCUUGUGAAAAGGUUGCUGACCCAUCACCAAGCCCCUCCACUGCUACAGAAUCAGAAACAAUUCAGCCUUGGACACCUGAUACAACAGCUUGCCUAUCAACUGAAACCCAGCCUCAACCCCCAGCAAAAUUCCAGUGUAGUCUCUGCCCAAUGGCUUUGCCAUCCUUUCAGCUGUGGCAAGAACACCAGACUAGGCAUCUCCUGGCAGCUCAGUCCCAGGUACAACUUUUACAUUCUGGAUUCACAGACCGACCCAUGCCUUACAUGAUGCUUCAUCCAAACCCAACUUUAAUGGCAAGUCAAAUGCUUUCAGGGGCCAUGUCCCAGAUACAUCCCAAUCCCACACAUCCCAUGAUUUCACACUUGAACAAUAUCCAAAUUAAGAACACAUUCUCUGAUCACUCUAGCAACACCCUUAACAAUUCUUUGAGCCCCACAAAGCAGAGUUCAAAACAUAUAUCAGAGACUAGUUUUGAAGGCCAAAGAAGCAAUAGGGAGGUCGAAGAUGAGCACAGGAGGGAUAAACGUCAGAGAACUACCAUCACUCCAGAACAGCUUGAAGUGUUAUACCAGAGGUACAGUUUGGACUCUAACCCCACCAGAGGAGUCCUUGAGAGUAUUGCACGAGAUGUGGGUCUCACAAGACGUGUAGUUCAGGUAUGGUUUCAGAACACACGGGCAAGAGAAAGAAAAGGACAGUUUCGGUCAGUGGGGCCAGGAUCAAGUUUCACCUUGGGUUUGAACCACCUGCGUUGCCCAUUCUGCAGAGCUCUUUUCAAAGUUAAGAGUGCUCUUGAUGCUCAUAUGAGAUCACGCCACUGGGCAGAGGCUGAAAGAGCAGGCUACAACCUAUCAAUAGCCAAUGGAUCCAGUGGACAGACUGUGAUGGCGAUGACAUCUGCCACAGAAAGACCAGGUCCGUCUAUCUCCUCCACCCCUAUCCACAACCCUGGCUAUGACAUGAUUAACAAAGAGUUUAGCUUGAAGCCACCAAUGGCUUCUUUUUCUUCUUCCGCCAACCUGAAAAAUGCAGAAGAAGAGGAUGAAUAUGAGGAUGAUGAUGACGACUACCCAUGUGAAGAGAGCUCCAGUAUGGUUGACCAAGGUUCUUCAAGCCCUGAAAUAUCUGGAGAUCAAGGCUCAGAUUGGAGUGAGACACAAAGUCAGCAGCAGCACCACCACCAUCAGCAGCAGCGCCAAAGGACACAGAUGAGUCACUUCCAGGUACUUCAGCUAAAAAACUUCUACAGUAACCACCGCACACCAAACCGUAUUGAGUGUGAAACGUUGGGCCAAGAGUUGGGAUUGCCCCCACGUGUGGUCCAGGUGUGGUUCCAGAAUGCCAGAGCGAAGGAGAAGAGAGCCAGGAGUUUGACCUCUGACACUGCUGAGAGGGAACAAGCUGAGCUUUCAGCUAGAGCAGGGGAGAGAGACCGGGCUUAGAAAGGCAGACUGCUUCUUUCAAAUAUGUUCCCAGCAAAAGCCCUCCUCCAACUUCUGACUCCACAGAUACCGCAUUGAGUCUACUGUCUACUUGCUGCCAAACCAAUAACCUGAACACCCCAAAGAUGCAGAGCCACAGUGGCCCAAAGAGAAACUCUCUCAACUAGUACAGGAGAGCCCAAACCAAGUCCUCUUUACCAGAGCUUUUCUCUUUUCAUAUUACUCCUUAACUAUUCCCCAGUCUGUCCUUUCUUGUUGAAACAAGCUCUUCUCCAGUAUCCUUAUUACACCAAACUCCAUCUUUAUAUGAAAAAAAGAAAAAAACACCAUGCCACAGAGGCCAAAGAGCAUUCUUCAAGUAUGUGACCUCACUGCCCAGCUAGACCUGCAGUCUACCUCUCAGUCUGCAUGACAGACUCACAGUGGGCCCUCCACCGGACAUUGCUAGAUAACUAGCUGUGUAGCAUGUAGUUCCAGUCUGGUCAAGGUUGGAAAAUAAAUUCUUAAAGAGAUUUUAGUGUAAAUAGAGACCUCCAAAAAAAAACAAAAAAAAAACUUGAAGAAAAGAAAGCAGUGGAAAUGGAAGAAGGAAAAUUAACUGAAUAAUAUCCUUGAAAUACCUGUGGGUAUUUGCAUAGAGCUUUUGUAAAGACUGUCUCAGAUUCCAAAGCUCAUAACCAAAAUUUUAUAUGUCUGUUUAUUUAGUUUAAACAUGUUUGUUUUCAGUAACAAACUGCAGAGCGGACGUCUGUAUGGUGAGAGGGUGAGAUCUGCAGCUGUCAGAGGUAAUGUGAGUACCAACAGACUGAUGUGGUGCUAUAAUACCACUUCACCCUCCCAAAAGCCAAUGAUAAGUCUUCUGUUGUACAUGUGACUCCUUGUAUGUUCCUUUAGUGGAUAACAGCCCAAAUAGCACAGUAUGUAAAGGCCAGUUUGUCCCAAAAGGGGUAAACUAUUUUUUAUAGCACUCAACCAUUAUACUGUAUAUGAAAACUCUAACCAAACUCGAAUUUACAUUGUGUGUGUUUAGUAAUAGUUUCUUAAUAUAAAAUCUUAUGGAUUGACACAAACUGUCUUGCUUCAAUAUAACUGUGUCAUGAUGAUGAAAAGAUUAAGACAAGCUUUCAUAUGUUCAGGUAAGGUAAAUUACUGCCUUUCCAUUUUAUUUGAAUAUACCAAUGGCUUAACAAUGUUAUGUGAUUAAUGUAAAGCUUUCUAUGCUCAGAUCAAAAUGGCUCCUCCUUAGAUGUGAUCCUCAAACUGUAAUAAUCUGUUUCUAAAACAAAAGAAGCCUAUAGUUAUAACUUGGACAAACCAUUUCAGGAAAUCUUCACAAACACCUGUGCAUUUCAAAGAUCUGAGCUUUUCACCUAUGGGUGAUAGAUUGUUACAAAAAACUAUUAAAACUAAAGUGUUUAAUAAUGUGAGGGGUAAAUGUACAGUAUUUAGCUUUUGUAUGGUUGACUCGAGACUUCAUUGGAUGUUUGACAUGUAGCUCUCUUUUCCACAUGUACUGAGCUUUUCUGCAAAGUUGAGGGGGGAAAAAACCCACUUUGGAUGUUAUUAAUGUUAUUUUUGUACUUUUAAUUUAUUCGUCUCCUCCCUACAUGCCUGAUUUUUGUUUUUUCUCUCUGUUUAUUUUCUACCAGUCCUUAUUCUACCUGUAAUAAUGAUAAUAUAACAAUAAUAGCUAAACAAUAAUUAAUGCUUUAAGACAAAAAUCCAAAGACGUGAUAAUACUUUAACCAUAUGAACUACAAAAAUAAGCGCUACUGUUUACUUGAUGAUGUACUGCUGUUUUUAAAGAAGGAAGGAGUCCCUGUAUCUAAGCUACUGUUUUCUGCCUCUCAUAAGCACACUGGAGACUGUAACCAAAACCCCAAACUAGAGCCAUGGCAGUCUGUAAUAUAGCGGUUGAAGAGUUUUACUUCUCUUAAGAAAUGUUGCAUUUAUUUUUCUUUUAUACCAUAGUGUUGAACUUCAGCCCUUAAGGAUGUCCAGUUUGCUGCUAAUGUACUGUAGUUUCUAAAUAUAUUGUAGAAAGAUGCAUGCUCUGAUCGCUUUACCACUAGGCUUUAAUGACUACAAACUGUAAUACCUGUGAUGCUGUUGAUAAAAUGCUCCUCUGUCAUUCUGUUCAAAUGCAAUGCAGUCGAAACCAGAUGUUUAGAAACACUUUAAAAACUUAGUUUUAAAGUUUCUGAGAUUCCACCAGACUAAACUUUUUUUUCUUCAAAAUCAGAAGGUUUCAUACAUUUUCAUAGUAUCUGCCUUUAAACUGAAUUAUCUGGACCAUAUGUUUUCAGCUUCUUUCCAUAAGCUUUUCACAAUAGUUUGCUGACAUGUGGCUCCAUUCCUCCUUAUGGAACUUCUGUAACUCUGUCAGGUUUUUAGGUCACUCUGCUUACUUCCACCUUUUCAGCUCUGCCCAGAAUCUUUCAGUCCCUGAAAUCAGGGCUUUGUGGUGGCCAGUUUAAAAACACUCAUUUGUCCUUAAGCUACUUAGUAAUUAAUUUGUUUGUAUGGUUGUGGUCAUUUUCUGCUUGUGAGACCUAUUUAUGUUCAAGCUUUAACUUUGUCUUGACACGUUGUUAAAAAAGGUUCACAAAAUUUUAUUUCCUCAUAAUGCCUUCUUUUUUAAAUGUCUCUCCUGCAACAAAACAACCACAUAAAAUGACGAUGCCAUCUCAGACUUCACAGUUUUAAACGUAUUCUUAGUCUUACAAGCCUCCCCCUUUUUCCUCACAGUGUAUUUAUGGCCAUUAUAGCUAAACACUUUUAAGUGUUAGUCUUAUCAAUUAGUCUUAUCAGACCACAGAAAGUAUAUUACAUAGAUCUUGUACCCUUGAAUGAACCAGACUUCUGGAGCUCCACAAUUAUUUUCUUUAUAUCUUGAUUGGUUCCUUUAGUUUUUUCCAUGAAGCAAACAAAUUCUCUCUCAUUACUCUGGCAUUUGACAAAUCCAAGCAAUUUUUGUAAUCCCGCUGAACUUAAAGUAGCACAGAUUUAGUUUGAUUAAAUGUCAAACACUGAGAAAAAAAAGGUCAGUCAUCUUUUUCUACAACAUAUGCAAACAUCUGGUUUCAACUGUAGAUUUGUGGGGCUCAAUUCCAUCAGGUUUCUUGAUCAGUAUCGUAUAACUCAAAAGACAAAAAUAGAUUUCAUGUUAUUAGGAUUAUUUUUUUCAGGCCUCCAGUUUAAGAUAAACUUUAUUUGGGCAUUAACUUCUCAGUGAAUAUGAAGAUACUGCAUAGAUGUUUGAAGGAGUUAAGCCCCAAAACUUCCAUUUGUAUGGUGUCUUUCUGUGUUGCAAAGUCUUUGGUCAGUAAGUCCAACUCAAACAGUUUUGCUGACUCCGACUGACUUCACAGCCAAGUUUCCAAAGGAUAUGGACUGAAAAACUCUGUCAUGUUUUUGUUCUUAAACUAACCAAUGUUUACGACAAUACCAAUGAGCUUUCUUCUGUGCAGAAAUGUGCAUUCCAAAUACCACCAAGGCAGUUUUUUGUUCUAUACUGAUGAUUUCAAAUUUAAUUUUUCUCGUAUUCUCUUGAUCGUAGUGACUGUAAGAUGUACAUAUUGGAGUCCUUUGAUGAUAAAGAGACUCUGUUAACCUUGCUGUAGGUAAAACAGUUCUUUAAAUUUUGUUUCUGGAUAUGUUGUUGCCAUAGUGAUGACCAAAAAGAUACCUGUGAUGUGCACCUGUCCUUAUGUCCUGCUCCAGUGGUUUAGUGUGUCUCUAUUCUAUCCCCAUCCCAGUUUUCCUAUGUUGUUGUGUGUUUCCCUCUCCCCCCUCCAUACUCCACUGAGCUAAAUAAAGUCUGCUUUGGUGCA
Messenger RNA from Xiphophorus maculatus (southern platyfish), 12588 nucleotides. Its product is annotated as zinc finger homeobox protein 3-like. Lineage: Eukaryota; Metazoa; Chordata; Actinopteri; Cyprinodontiformes; Poeciliidae. Gene Ontology annotation, cellular component: nucleus. The transcript has 11 exons. The record is from RefSeq and is a predicted model, not a curated record. Gene Ontology annotation, molecular function: RNA polymerase II cis-regulatory region sequence-specific DNA binding; DNA-binding transcription factor activity, RNA polymerase II-specific. Gene Ontology annotation, biological process: regulation of transcription by RNA polymerase II; brain development; regulation of neuron differentiation. The coding region runs from base 377 to 8755 and encodes 2792 amino acids.